This is a messenger RNA of Helicoverpa zea (corn earworm), 513 nucleotides long. Its product is annotated as H/ACA ribonucleoprotein complex subunit 1-like. Bases 1 to 477 code for a protein of 158 amino acids. Lineage: Eukaryota; Metazoa; Arthropoda; Insecta; Lepidoptera; Noctuidae. The transcript has 3 exons. The record is from RefSeq and is a predicted model, not a curated record.
AUGGAAAUCUCUAAUUUCGGAUUGACUAUUUUCCUUGUAUUUCUGAUGGGAAUACAAGAAAUUCGUUCAGCUAAAAAUGAGCAAACAACUCAACAGCUGGACGAAAAAUCGAAUCCAUUAGCGAAUCUAAUACUAAACGAAAAUGAAAUUGGAGAUGCCAACCGCAACGGAGACAACACAAAGGACACUUUAUCGAGAGUGAAACGACAAUUCUAUUAUGAUCCAUACUACCCAUACUAUCGGAGACGAGUGCCCAUUGCAGUUCCUGUGCCAAUUGUUGUCGGUGGCUUUGGCGGCGGCUUUAUAGGCAGAGGGUAUGGUGGUCGAGGAUUCGGUUUCGGGGGCAGAGGCUUCGGCGGUCGAGGAUUUGGCGGACGUGGCUUUGGCGGACGUGGCUUUGGUGGCGGACGUGGUUUCGGUGGUUUUGGUGGCCGUGGCGGAUUCGGAGGAUUUGGUGGUCGUGGGGGCAGAGGAUAAACAUAAGCGUUACCUACUUUUUAUUACCUACCUGUG